AUGAAGUCUCCUAUUCGAGUUCCCCGGCUCUCCUCUCAAUCGCCAUAUAUCUGCAACACUUGUCUCUCUCGCGUCCUCCCCACCGCUAGACUCGCCACCCACCGCUUUUCCUCCAGCUCCAGCAAUCCUCCUUCCCCUCCCUCAUCAGCCUACGCAUACCUCCCCUCACGUCGCCUGAUAGCUCUCACUGGCCCGGACUCAACCCACUACCUCCAAGGUGUCAUAUCCGCGAACGUUUCACCCUCCCCUCCACGCACAAGCGGUGGUUUCUACGCUGCCUUUCUGAAUGCCGCUGGCCGUCUCCUCAACGAUGUCUUCAUCUACCCAUACACCGAGCCUGGUAAAGAAGCCGGGAAAGGUGAAGGCUGGUUGAUUGAGGUGGAUGCGAAGGAGGCUGUGGUGCUGGCGAAGCAUAUUAAGAGGUACAAGUUGAGGGCGAAGUUUGAUGUUAGGGUUUUGGAUGUUGGAGAGAGGGGUGUGUGGAGUGUGUGGGAGGAGGGGGGCAAAGAUGGGUGGACGAUGCAUUCUUUGGGUGGAGAGGAGUCAGAAUCUGGUACGGCUCCAACAUUGAGUUCAGUGGGAGGGAAGGAGGGAGUUAUCUCCUGUCCUGAUAAACGUGCGCCGGGCAUGGGACGACGUCUUCUCCUCCCUGGCGGCUCGAAGCCAGAGGUCGACGUUCAGGAGACAACCGAGGAUGUCUACCGAGUCAGAAGAUAUCUCAAGGGUGUAGCUGAGGGACAGGAUGAGCUAGUCAGAGAACAGGCGUUGCCGCAGGAGAGUAAUGUUGAUUUCAUGGGUGGUAUCGAUUACAAGAAGGGUUGUUACGUUGGGCAGGAGUUGACAAUCCGGACGCAUCAUAGGGGUGUUGUUCGCAAGAGGAUUUUGCCUGUUAUACUGUAUGGGAUGGAAGAGAGUGAGCCGACUACCCUGGAAUAUCAUGCUGAGAAGGUUCUGGGUGCGGAGGGUAUCCCAAGAGAGACAGGCAUUGCGAGAUUCGAGAAGAGGGGGAGAAGUGCGGGCAAGUUUCUAGCCGGUGUAGGAAAUGUUGGACUGGGACUUUGUAGGCUGGAGACUAUGACAGAUGUGCAGGUUCAGGGCGAGGCAGGUGGGUACAAAGUGGGUGAUGAGUUCAAGGUCGAGUGGGAGGGAGAGAGUGGUGAGGUACAGAACUUGAAGAUUAAGGCGUUUGUGCCGCCGUGGCAUUUGAAGCAAUAG
This is a messenger RNA of Cadophora gregata, 1215 nucleotides long. It is a transcript of the gene CAF17, whose product is annotated as ccr4 associated factor. The transcript has a single exon. Gene Ontology annotation, cellular component: mitochondrial matrix. The record is from RefSeq and is a predicted model, not a curated record. The coding region runs from base 1 to 1215 and encodes 404 amino acids. Lineage: Eukaryota; Fungi; Ascomycota; Leotiomycetes; Helotiales; Ploettnerulaceae. Gene Ontology annotation, molecular function: protein binding.